Gongylonema pulchrum is the source of this 1047-nucleotide messenger RNA. NCBI's taxonomy places the organism in Eukaryota, Metazoa, Nematoda, Chromadorea, Rhabditida, Gongylonematidae. The record is from the annotation of a GenBank genome assembly.
AUGGAGAAAAGUAUGAGGGAAGCAGCGAGCAGUGUGGAUGAACUGAAAGUUCGAUAUUUAAGUCUGCGAAAGGAUGUCUCUGAAUAUGAUAGUACACAGCAGAGUAAACUCGCUGAACAGCUACAGGAGAAAAUCGAACGCUAUGAAGUCGAAAUUGAGCAAUAUCAGAGGCUAGCUGAAUCGAUAAGACUGAACGGAGGUGAUGCAGAGAGGAAACACGAAGAAAUGAAUCGCCAAAUGAUCGCUGAACGACUGCGCAAUCUUCAGCUGAUGCGAAAGCUUCAAACCAUCGAACGAAAUCGGGCUGAUGAAAACACACGAUAUGCUAAGCUUCAGAAAAGCUAUGAAGAGCAGCGAUUUGCGCACGCCAAGCAACUCAAAAUUGCUAGCUAUGAACUGGAUCUGACAGCCAUUGAAAUCGCUCGUCUGCAGACAGUUCUUCUUCACUCAGUACCGAGGACCGAUUAUGAUGAAUUGCUGACACAACACAAACAAUUGCUAGUCACUGAAGAUAGUUAUAAAGUGCAUCAUUUAGAAGCUGAUAAAACGGAGAAGGAUUAUGUUGGGAUAAACUUACUCAAAGAAAUGGCGGACGAGACCGAAGGCGCCGAAUUGGCUGUUGAGAAUACACACUUAAAGGAAGUGAUUAAAGUUCUGACAAGUCAAAACGAAUUCUGGCAAGCGGAAGUGGACAAAAUUCGAGCACAAAAUCAAGAGAUGACGCUAUUCUUGGAAGAUAUUGAAAGCGAAUCACAAGUAAAAAGUUUGCUGGUUGCGCUGGAACGCCGAUUUCUGGAAGCGUUAUCGCAGUGUGCGCACGUGUCGCAGAAUCAAAAACUAGCUGCUGAGCAGAUGCACAACAUACAAAACGAAUUCACCCGGAAGCGAAGGAGCUGGAACAACGAGAAGAAGAAGCUGAUCGAAGUGAUCCGAUCGCUGCAACGUUUGCUUCUGCGAAUUCGAUCGAAUUCAAUGGAAAUUAUGACCGUGCAACAGAUGCUGCAGUACAAAGAAAAAGUUGCCGAAGUCAAUGCCAAUUACGCAAAG